Messenger RNA from Juglans microcarpa x Juglans regia, 843 nucleotides. RefSeq names its product zinc finger protein AZF2-like. Gene Ontology annotation, molecular function: DNA-binding transcription factor activity. Bases 1 to 843 code for a protein of 280 amino acids. The record is from RefSeq and is a predicted model, not a curated record. Lineage: Eukaryota; Viridiplantae; Streptophyta; Magnoliopsida; Fagales; Juglandaceae. The transcript has a single exon.
AUGUCCAAAAACCGCUCGCAGCAAUUUUCUUUGGCAGCAAAAAAGGGAAUUUCUUGUAGUGUGUCUGUACUUCUGACGCAAGAUCAAUCAGAAAGGCAAAAAGAUUUGAUCGAAAUUGAAGAUGUUGAGGACAAAACAGCAUUCCGAGUUUCUGAAUGUGUUGCCCCAAGGAAGCAGAUGAUGAUGUCCCAACGUCAAGCGGAAAAUAACAGCUAUUCUCGAUUAAUGAUUGGUGGUAAAGGGUCUAGGAGGCGUGCAAGUACAGCCAUGGAUGCAAGCAAAAGUUCUAGUAGUAAAGUUCCGUCGAAAAAAGCAAUCAAAUGCAAGUACGAGUUUGAGCAGUUAUCCGUAGAUCAUCUCAAGCAACGAAAUCGCAACAUUGAGAUUAAUUCGAGGCCCAAACUGAGACCUUUUGAGCCUCAGAUUCAGAAAAGGAUACUCAAGAAGCCUCAUGAAUAUACAUGCAGGAAAUGUAGCAAAACAUUCCCAACUUUUCUAGCAUUGGGAGGUCAUAGAUCCUGCCAUGGCGAAGAUAAGAACACUAAAGCUGUGGAACCAUCGAUUGGAGCUAUACAACGGAAAAAGAAUGCCACUCCCAGUGUAAAAGUUGAAGAAACAAGAGAAUCUGGAGAGCAUGCAUCUUUGCACAUAUGCAACUUAUACUACAAACGUUUCCCAACAGAUCAAGCUCUUGGUGGCCAUAAGAAGUGCCACUGGGCAACAGUACGAUCAGCAAAAGCUCGAGCAAGAUGUGGAGGCAAGGGUGAAGAUCACACUAGUCAGACUACAACUGCUCUUACAAUUGUACAAUUGCCAUUGCAGGAGGGAGCAACUGAUCAUUAG